GUGUUACUUGAUCCUCAAUUAAUAUCGAGAGACAGGUAGACCAUGUGGUCGACUACCAAAGCGGUUUUUAAUGUAACUGCGCAUUAAGUUUGAGUGAAAAAAGUAAUUUGUUUCCGUUUUCAGACUCCUUUCAGAUAAAAUAUGGGUUCCGUGAAACAAAGUAAAAAAACACGAAGUGGUCGGACGUCUUCAUCCGAAAACGAAUCGGGACAAGAAGACGCUAUUUUAGGAGACGACAAGGCUUUUCAAAGUUUAACCAACAUGUUCACAAGUAUGGCUUUUAAAAACAUGGUCGCACUUUCGCCCAAAGUGCGCAGACGUAUCAACGCGUUGAGGGUCCUUCAAAAGGAGUUCAUCGAGAUAGAGUCAAAGUUCUACGCUGAGGUGCAUGAGCUCGAAUGUAAAUACGCAAAAUUGUACGAGCCACUAUUUGAAAAGCGCGCGCAAGUUGUGAACGGCACGUACGAGCCCACCGAGGAAGAGUGUCACAUACCCUGGCAUGAUGAUUUGGAGGAGAACCUCGCUGAAGCUGUCCAGAGUACGGGGCUCACUGACAAGGAGACACCGGAGAUCAAAGCUAAAGAACCUGCUGAGGACAUGGACGCUAAUGUUAAGGGCAUCCCAGAUUUCUACCUUACUAUAUUCAAGAAUGUGAUCAUGCUGGGUGACAUGGUGCAGGAGCAUGACGAACCAAUACUUAGAUGUCUACAAGAUAUUAAGGUGCAAAUGCAUGACGACACAUUGGGUUUUACGCUGGAGUUCCACUUCGCGCCCAACGAAUACUUCACAAACACAAUCCUCACAAAGCAGUACUCGUUGAAAUUGGUCCCUGACGAAGACGACCCCCUGAAGUUCGAGGGUCCCGAGAUCUAUGCUUGCAAGGGUUGUGAAAUAGACUGGAAAGCGGGCAAGAACGUAACGAUCAAGACGAUAAAGAAGAAACAGAAGCACAAGUCGCGCGGCUCGGUGCGCACGGUCAAGAAGACUGUGCCCACCGACUCGUUUUUCAAUUUCUUUGCUACCAAGUCGGAGGAUCCCGACUCCACGGUCGAUGCGAAUACACAGACGCUGCUGGCGCUCGACUUCCAAAUGGGCCACUACAUCCGCGAGCGCGUGGUGUCGCGCGCCGUGCUGCUCUACACCGGCGAGGGGCUCGAGGACGACGAGGACUUCGAGGAGGAGGAGGAGGAGGAGGAUGAGGAGGACGACGAGGAUGAGGAUGGGGAAGCGGACCCGAACGCGGACGUUGCCGGCUGCAAGCAGCAGUAGCCGGGCUCCCGGCCCUGCCCUUCUCCCUACCGGGGCUUCGCACCCCGAACCCCCCGCCAGGCGAAACCUCACCCUGUUAUAACAAGCCCCGCAUCCAAAGAAAUUUCGUAUCACAUUUAGCCUUGGUCACUGAUGUGAUCCUGUGUUAUUUUUUAAAUUAAUGUGGAAAUAACACUUGUAAUUUGUAAAGGGUUUCAAAUUAAUUGCGCACCUAAUAAGUGCCGUUUCGAUAACGUGUCUAACGAUGUAAAUAUUAUCCUUAGAUCUGACACUGUUUUAUUGUCAGGAUAAAAUUGAAUUAUGCAUAAAAAUUAUGUACGUAUUACCUUCAUAUGAUAGGAGAAAAGCACGGCUUGCAUUUGAGUUGUCAUUACACAUUCUAUGUAAUAACUAAAACCGUUAUAUAACUUACGUUUAAGGCGAACUAGUUAAAUAAAUUGAUACGUUAUUUUUAAAAUUGUUUAUAUUUGCAGUAUUCUGGUUGGUGUGAUAUUCGGUCGAACCACUGCCUAAUGUUGUGUAGUCCCUAAAUAUAGCCAUCAUUAUAAGUCUUUGUAGACAUUCCUAUCCGUACCUACUGUAUAUACUAGUUUAUAAAUAUCCGCCUUUCAUUGAAUGUCUGUUCGAUUAAAAAUUGAGAGGUGCUUCUAGGCAUGGAUACGUCAACAUUUUUUUUUAAAUACUGCACAUGUUUGGUGAAAUAUUGUUUUAUGCGAAUCUAUAUAAUAUUACUCUUUAUAUAUAUAGACGCGUGUAAAACGCAGAUUCCGUAAACGGUAAAUCUACAUGCUUUGCCCUUAGUUAUUUUUAUAUGCUCACAACAACAAGCGAGACCAUCUUUUAUUAUGUGAUAUAGUUAAAAUCGGCUGUAUUUUGUUGUAAACAGCUGUUCGAUACUUUAACUGUCUUUAAGACUGUACUAGUUGUAUUGUGAUCAAUAAUUGUACGCUCGUCUUAACAGAAGCGGUUAGCUUUUGAGACGAGUCAAGGCCUAGUACGUGUGUGCAAGUUGCAUAUGUACUGCAUACACCGGUCAGCUAUUAGGGUAUUUGUACACAACAUUUUUAAAUAAAUUAAAUUUUAACAA
Molecule: messenger RNA, 2356 nt
Organism: Colias croceus (clouded yellow)
Lineage: Eukaryota; Metazoa; Arthropoda; Insecta; Lepidoptera; Pieridae
Product: nucleosome assembly protein 1-like 1
Exons: 9
Coding region: 142-1269 (375 amino acids)
Biological process (GO): nucleosome assembly
Cellular component (GO): chromatin; nucleus
Molecular function (GO): histone binding; chromatin binding
Source: RefSeq, a predicted model, not a curated record